This is a messenger RNA of Miscanthus lutarioriparius, 459 nucleotides long. NCBI's taxonomy places the organism in Eukaryota, Viridiplantae, Streptophyta, Magnoliopsida, Poales, Poaceae. The record is from the annotation of a GenBank genome assembly.
AUGGCGGCGUGGCGUGGCGCGGUGGAGCUGCCUCUCACCCUCGCGGCGCUCCGGUCCCGCUCAGCACGGCCGCCUCGACGGAGGCCGCUGCCGGAGGGGAAGGCCCGGGCUCUGCCAGCCGCGGCUCCACCGGCCGCGGGAGCGAGGGCAGCUGCGGGAGCGAGCUCCGCCAGGCGCGGCUCCGCGGGCCGUGGGAGCGAGCUCCGCGUGGGGCCAGAGCCACCGAUGCCUCCACGUUGUCGAGGAAGCAAGGGCCGGGCGCCGUGGCCGCUGGCAGCUUGGGGCCAUGGCUUGCGCCUCCGUCGGCUGCUUCGUCGCCUCGUCCCUCAACAGCUAGUCGUGCCUCCCCAGCGCUUGCGCAUCCGUCGUUUCUUCGUCGCCUCCUGCCCCUCAGCAGCAAGCCGUCGAGCCUCCCAGCACUGUAGAGAUGGAUUGCAAUUUGCAAGUGUAAAUUUCUAG